AUGGGAAUUUGUAUGACACAUCAAAUUCCGCUGAGUGUGGAGCAAACGGAAAUAUCGGAGCAGUUCUCGAAAUUCAGAAAGACUGACCAACGACCGCCAAUGACCAUUGAACACCAAACUUAUGAUUAUAAGCAGAACGAGGAAGAGCAAAGGGAUGAAUUGUUUGCCGUCAUCAGUUGCCCUCAUUCAAUAGGAUAUAAUAACGAUAAAAUUGCACUAGUCGAUAUUAAUCCGAAUAGUGCGCAAUAUUGUCAGAUUGUCACCGAAAUCGAUUUGCCAAGCAAAGGAAAUGAGCCGGGAAGAAUGAAUUGGUCGAAAUCGUCAGAAAACUUUAGUGAUAUUGACAAGAUACCUCGAACUCAUUUAAUCGUGCCUUGUAUGAAUUCAAACAAGAUCUACGUGAUCAACUUUGAAAAUAACACGUUCAAAAUCGAAAAGAUUAUAAGAAGCGAAGAUCUCUAUCGAUAUGAUCUCUCGUGCCCAUAUGCGGUCAACUCGCUUCCCAUAAAUGGUGCUCCGGUGCAUAUUUCGACGAUGGGCGACAAAAAUGGGCACGGAAAAGGCGAUUUCAUAUUAAUCGACCGUAAAACAUGGGGGCUUCGACCAAAAAGCGGAAACUCGUUUUCAAGUUUUGGCGGAAAUUUUUCAUUGCAACCACGCCACAACGUGAUAAUUUCGUGCGAAUGGGGACAACCGCGAUUGUUUCGCGAUGGCUUAUCGGCGAGUGAUCUAGAAAAUUUUUCCGAAUCUUUUGGAUCCACUAUUCACAUUUGGCAAAUAUCGCCAUCAAAGUUAAUUCAGUCGAUCGAAUUGAAUCCAAGUCAUGGAUGCCUUAUCACCGCGAUCAGAUUUUUGCAUAACAGCGAUUGUAAUCACGCUUUUGCUUGUUCAGCGAUUGGAGGAUCAAUAUUUCACCUUAAUAUGAACACAUUGACUGGCGAAUGGUUUGCGGAUCGUGUGGCCGAAAUUCCAUCGUUAAAGGUUGAGGGUUGGCAGAGUGAUGAGAUGCCAGCGUUACUAACCGAUAUGGUAAUUUCAAUGGAUGACAAGUGGAUGUACGUUUGCGGAUUUCUUCAUGGAAUCGUAUGGAGGUUCGACAUUCAAGAUCCAUUUCGAGUUACCCUCAAUACAAGGAUAAAUGUUGGCGGAAUUUUAUCGAUUUUUCCCGAUGUACGCGUGAAACCCGCCAACACGAUGGAGGAUCCUUGGUGGCUGCCGCCCGAAGUGCGCCAAACUCCGAAGAACACCGAAUUGCGCGCUGGGCCUGCAUUGAUGCAAUUAUCGAAAGACGGAGAGCGAUUGUACGCGAGCAAUUCAUUCUACAAAGCCUGGGAUGCUCAGUUUUAUCCUGAUCUUGUCACACAAGGUGGCCAAGUGGUUCGUAUCGACAUCACAGAAACAUCGAUGAAAUUGAACGAAAAAUUUUUAAUCGAUAUGAAGGAUUAUCCAAACGGGCCAUACGUCAUUCGCGACAUUCACUUCAUCGACGGCGACUGCACCAGCGAUUCAUUCUUAUAA
This is a messenger RNA of Caenorhabditis bovis, 1518 nucleotides long. The record is from the annotation of a GenBank genome assembly. Lineage: Eukaryota; Metazoa; Nematoda; Chromadorea; Rhabditida; Rhabditidae.